AUGGCACCAACAUCCACCGACCACAUCCUCAAUCUCCUCCCACGCCAAUCCACUUCCGACUCCGACAGCGGCGGCAGCACAUCGUGCUCAUGUCCAAGCACAAUUGGCGGAGGUGCCGUCGCCGGAAUAGUCAUUGGAUCAAUCGCCGGUACCUUGCUUCUAAUCUGGCUGUGGCGCACAUGCAUGGUAACGUCUGCAAUCAACGAGGCUGAGCAUACAGGGACGCCCGUUGUUGUGGGUAACGGAGGAUACCCCACGAAUGAAGCAACAACGCAUUAUCGGCGGCGAAGAAGACGAAGCCCGACUUAUGAGUACUCGGAGAAGCCGUACCGGAGUCGCAGUGGUGGUGACCGGGGAAGUGUGAGGAGGCCUAGGAGGGUUUACCUCACUUCCUAA
Molecule: messenger RNA, 396 nt
Organism: Aspergillus calidoustus
Lineage: Eukaryota; Fungi; Ascomycota; Eurotiomycetes; Eurotiales; Aspergillaceae
Source: the annotation of a GenBank genome assembly